This is a messenger RNA of Capsella rubella, 605 nucleotides long. RefSeq names its product non-specific lipid-transfer protein 2. The record is from RefSeq and is a predicted model, not a curated record. Lineage: Eukaryota; Viridiplantae; Streptophyta; Magnoliopsida; Brassicales; Brassicaceae. Bases 56 to 349 code for a protein of 97 amino acids. The transcript has a single exon. Gene Ontology annotation, biological process: lipid transport.
CACAAACACACACAUUUUGUAUAAUAAACUGAAAAACAAACAAAAAGAAAGAAACAUGGUGAUGAUGAUGAAGGCCACAUGGGUUUCUCUUUUCGCCCUCGCGGCUGUCCUCCUAGUGAUCCUACUCCCCGCGGCUGAAGCCGUGACAUGCUCUCCGAUGCAACUAAGCCCAUGUGCAUCGGCGAUAACGUCGUCUUCUCCUCCAUCGGCCUUGUGCUGUAAAAAGCUCAAGGAGCAGAAGCCAUGCCUAUGUGGUUACAUGAGAAACCCUAGCCUCCGUCGCUUCGUCAGCUCUCCCAACGCUCGUAAAGUUUCUAACCAUUGCAGACUCCCCAUCCCAAGGUGUUGAGUAAUCAAAGAUGUGUUUCCAUGCUGCUUCUGGUCCUUCUAUAUAUAUUAUAUGUUUGAAUUUUACUUUUUUUUUUGUGUGUGUUUAAGGAUGUUGUUAUUUACGAUCACUAAAGUAGUAGAGAGUUAAUGGUACUCUUGCGAAUAACAAUGUGUGGGUAUGCAUCUUAUUUCAGUUUUUGCUAUCUUAUUCUAGUUCUUGUUUUUCAUGAUAUAUGAUGGUGUAAUAAUUUAAUAAAUGAAAAACAUAUUUCAUA